Chara braunii is the source of this 1610-nucleotide messenger RNA. Lineage: Eukaryota; Viridiplantae; Streptophyta; Charophyceae; Charales; Characeae. The record is from the annotation of a GenBank genome assembly.
GGAUACCAAUGCCACGUCAGCACCUGACGUGCGUUCUCAAGCGCUGUUCCUUGUCCACAUCAGCACGUGUGUCUUUGUCGUCAUCGUUCUCGUACAGGUCAUCAUCGGGAGUACAGCUCCGAUACCAAAUUGCAAUCGACCCAGAUCGUGAAGACACUUGUCAACAAUGCAAGCCCAGAUGAAUAUCAACCUGCUGAUGAUUAACAAUAAUCAUAAUCGUGUCCAGAUAGCUUGAGAUGGGAAAAUCAUACACAGACGAAGGAGAGAGGAGGGAGAUUAGACGUAGAAGAAGAAUAAAAGACAAUGCCCACUUCUGCUUCGGGCUCCCUCCUCGAUCAUCACCUCAAUAAUCAAUAAUCGGAACGCGCAUCUGAAGUUCUAUCACAAUGUGCCACAUGGCAUGUCAAUCAGUCCUUAUCAGUGAGCUGGAGCAAUGUCGACAUCAAGAUAACCAGGUUGCCCUUGACUGGGCUGGACAUUGGGGCGGAGGAAUCACUGCAAGCAUAUCGAUUGGCCUGUUGCUGAUGGUGGGAGAAAAGGGCAGUGCAUAUGUUUUUAUAUGCUGGACAUUGUUCCUGAUUCCAUCAUUCUACUUAUCAAGAAGGAUUGAGCAGUCGUUCGGGCCAUUUGGAGGUCUUGCUGCAUACAUGGCUAUGACGUCGAUCCCAACAACGCAUCUUCUCGUUAUUGUUGCAACCAUGUUGAAGUUUCUGAUGUCGAAGAUGGGGACAACAGGAUGUCUGUUUUUGCCGGAUGUGAUCGUCGCAGUGUCAUUCGGUCUGUCUACUUUCAUUGUUGUUGGUCCCGUGAUGCCGGUCCUACGGCGUUGGGUCGGUCAUUGGCGGGUUGUUCAGUGUCUUAUCUUCAUAUCGGUAAUAGCAGCAUCCAUUUCAAGUCAAGUUUUUCCUUAUGGACCACAUGCACCGAAGAGGAUGGGGAUUCAGAAUAUACAUUUCAUUGACAAUGGGGUUGUUAGAUCGGGGAUUGUCGUGUCGACGUUUGAUGCGAACACCCCUCCUUUCGUCUUGAAACAUGUCCCCCGUCUAGCGAAAGCCAUCGGAGUGGAGAUAUCUGGAGAAGAGAUCCCUUCUGGUUCAGAGGCUGCACCUCACACCUCGUUUCUGGCCUGGUAUCCCCUUGGCGAGCUUAUCCAUCACGCUUUCUUUGUUCGGUCCAAAGCGGUUCCGCCUUUCCCUGGAGAUUUCAAGUUGCCGAGUCUGCAAGUCUCCAGGGUGGAAAUAGUGGGGAAAGAAAGCAGGAGUGGGAGUGAGGAAUUGAUGAAGGGUUGGCGUCGACUACAUGUCGUCUUCGACUUGGGGUCUGCCAAGCAGGUUUGGGUAUCAGCAAUCAACGUGACUGGAGCGCUGACAAAGUGGUCGAUAACGGACGGCCAGCUGCCAGGUUAGUUCAUUUCACUUGGCCAUCUUUUGUCCAUUUUGAUGUUUCUUCGACAUCUCGACUCUUGAGGUGUCUUCCUGUCCCAUUUCCCUGCUCUGCCUUUGCACUUGCGAGCACCGUCUUCUCGUUGACAUACACUACGGAGAACUCAUGUUUAUACGGCAGAAAGUCCACUUGAGUGUGGACGAGUAGAGUAAAUCAGCAGGCUUGCG